Epinephelus moara (kelp grouper) is the source of this 3359-nucleotide messenger RNA. It is a transcript of the gene cysltr1, whose product is annotated as cysteinyl leukotriene receptor 1. The coding region runs from base 328 to 1365 and encodes 345 amino acids. Gene Ontology annotation, molecular function: leukotriene receptor activity. The transcript is spliced from 3 exons. Lineage: Eukaryota; Metazoa; Chordata; Actinopteri; Perciformes; Serranidae. Gene Ontology annotation, cellular component: plasma membrane. The record is from RefSeq and is a predicted model, not a curated record. Gene Ontology annotation, biological process: G protein-coupled receptor signaling pathway.
CUGUAUGGACAAAAUGCCAGAUGAAGUAUGUUCAGAAUGGAAACAGUGCGUGGCUUCAUGGUCUAUGAUGUCAUUGUGCUCGAUGCUGUUUGUGCUGCAGAGUAGAAGAGACAGACCAGUCCUACUUUGAAAAGUUUCCCACCAGCUGAGGUUGUGAGGAAGCAGCCACCUGCUUCAGUGCCCUCCCUCUACUGCUCCGACAUCUGGCAGACGAGGCAGAGAGGCGAAAGAGACACACACUACUCAUCAGCCUCGACAGAAGAUCAACAGACUGGCUGCACUGCUCUGACACCAGACAGACAUACAGCGCUGCAGGUGUGGCAACAAAUGGAGCCAAAUCUAACAGACAGUGUAGAGAGCAACUCUACCAUCUGUCAAUCCAUUGAUGACUUCCGUAAUCAGGUUUACUCCACAUCCUACUCCCUCAUCACUGUGUUGGGCCUGGUAGGGAACGGCUUUGCCCUGUUGGUGCUGAUCAGAACGCACCGCCAGAGCUCACCUUUUCAUGUCUACAUGCUGAACCUGGCUGUGUCUGACCUGCUGUGUGUCAUGACCCUGCCACUGAGAGUUUACUACUAUGUCAACAAGGGUGAAUGGAAGCUGGGGGAUUUCCUGUGUCGCAUCAGUUCCUACGCCCUCUAUGUAAACCUCUACUGCAGUAUCUACUUCAUGGCUGCCAUGUCCGUCACACGGUUCUUGGCCAUUGUGUUCCCUGUGCAGAACAUGCGGCUGAUGACAGAGAAUCGUGCCCGUCUGGUGUGUGUGGGUGUCUGGGUGUUAAUCUGUCUCUCAUCCUCACCCUUCCUGAUGGGUGGCCAGGAUUUUGAUGACAAAACAAAUAAAACCAAGUGCUUUGAGCCCCCAGACGAAAAAAAAGAUAUGCAGAAACUAGUUGUGCUGAACUAUUUGUCUCUAGUGAUGGGCUUUUCCCUGCCUUUCCUGGUUAUCCUGAUCUGCUACGCUGGCAUAGUCCGCGCCCUGCUGUCCCGCACCAAUGCUGCCCGACGCCAGCGGGACACAGGCACCAAAGCCAUCCGAAUGAUUGUCAUCGUCCUGCUGACCUUCCUAAUCAGCUUCAUGCCAUACCACGUGCAGCGAACCAUCCACCUGAACUUCCUGUCUCGGCAAGACACCACCUGCUCAGAGCGGAUUGCUAUGCAGAAGUCUGUUGUGGUAACACUGUGCCUGGCUGCUGCCAAUUCAUGCUUUGAUCCACUGCUUUAUUUUUUCUCUGGAGAGGGUUUCCGCAGUCGCUUGACCUCCUUGCGCCAGUCAGUGAGGGCCAGCACUGUGCACCAUGUAGCCAGGAUAAAGCCUGUUACAAACUCAGAGCCUGGGGAAAACCACCAGCUGAAGGCCAGUUAGUUCACGGCAGGCAGGAGGGUCAUCAAACAAGCAGCUUAGGAUAUCUUUAAAGAGCUCAGGAUGGCAUGUGCAGGGAAGGAGUUGAGAGAAAGAUUAGAGGAGGAUGAAAGGCAAAAAUAGAAUACAAUAUUCAUAAUUAUAUUUAAUUACCUGGAAUCAAAAAUCGUGUUUAUGUUAUCUUAGAACGAGCCAUUUACACCUGCAUAGGGGGCUCAAGAGAGCCUUUUGUGAUUUUACAUUGAAGUGGCAGCUCAAAGGCCACCGUAGGUUCUCCUACACACUUGGAAAGGGAGAGAUAAUCGAAGGUAUUCAGUUGGUUGCAAUCUGCAACCUCACCGCUAGAUGCCACUGACUCAUACACACUGGUCCUUUAAGUUACAAAUCUCAGGAGAAUGUUUUCCAUUUAAAUUGAUAUAUAUUAUCCUAAAGGAUGCAUAGUGUUCAAUAUUUAAAUGAUUCUGCAUUAUAUUAUGGCAGCAACCAGUGGCCUGCUGUGUCCCAAAAGUUACUUAAACUGUGGAAUUACAAAUAUAAAUAUGCAGUAUAUCAGUGUAUGAAUGUAUGUCUUGUUUGAAUCGAUGUCUUUUUAUUGAACCUGCAUAUGAAUGUUUAUGAAGAAGGGCUACACUCUGCUGUCUACUGUAGACUUUUGCUUUUCUAAACUAUUCUUCUUCUCCUUAUUUUUCUGUCCCUGUUUUUUUUUUUUUUAAGUAUUUUGUUAAUUAAACUUGUUAUGCUUGUUAUGCAAAAAACUUUUACACAAUUUGGAUUCACAUUUGUCGAUUUUGAGCUGUUGAUUUUUAACAUUUGUGUGCAUCUUUUUUGUUAAAUUAUGAUGAUGGUAAAUUAAUAGUUUUGUACACUGUACACUUUGCAAAAAUAUGCUUCAAUGCUGUCAUGCUAAGAGUUAGAUGAGAAGAUGGAUACCAUCCUCAUAACAGACUGUAAACAAGGGGAGACAGCUUGCCUGGCUCUGUCCAAACGUAACAAAACCUGCCUACAAGCACUUGAAAAGCUCUGAAUAGCACGUUGUACACAAUUUGUUUAAGCCAUACAAUUUAUGAUUUGUUUCCCCCUGUUUACAGUCUUUGAUAUGCUGCUGUAUUCCUGUUGUAUGCAAACUACAUUUCAUAUUAUGUAUGGUAACUGCAUCGAUAAAUCAUCCAGUGCAUGUCAGUUCACACUAUUUCAAACUGAAAAUACUCAACUGAAAGUAAAAGUCCUGCAUUUAAAAACUUACUGAAAUAAAAUUAUAUAAGUAGCAAAGUGUACUUUAAGUAUGAAAAGUAAAAGUAUUCAUUGUGCAGUAAAAUGUUCCCUGUCAGUGUUUUACUAUGAUAUAUGAUAUUUUUGGAUGAAUAUUACUGCUGCAUGCAUGUGUAUGUUUACGGUUGUGCUCAUUUUAACUCCUUUAUAUUCUGCUUGUUAGAUUAAUCUACAGCGAUGCAUCAUAUUCUAUGUUUGUUGUGUGGCUGCCCUGUGACAACUUUGAAUCUCUAAAAAGCCAACUUUUCAUGGUGUCAGAAAAACAGCCGUUUUCAGCUUUGUGACGGGGCAUUUCAUCUAGCUGAUCUAAGAGGGUUUUAUUAUUUAACAAGAGUUUAUUUAGCUUAAGAAGAACACAUAAAGGAGCACUUCAUCCUGCAGUUUAUUAUAAACUUUCAAAAUCACCAAAUUUGGAGAUACUUGGUUUUCACUGGACAGGAAGCAGUACGAAAAAAAUGUCAUCUGUAAGAUGUCAGACAAAUGUGGAGAAAGGAGUACAAUAUUUUUUAUCUGAGAUGCAGUGAAGAAGAAGUAUAAAGUUGUAAUACUCGAGUUAAUUACAAGAACCUCUUGAAUUUGUACUUAAAUACAGUACUUGAUGAAAUGUUCUUAUAUUCCACAACUAAUAACCAUGAUGGCAAGUUUACUAUGACUGCAUAAAGAGUUACAACCUCUGUCCACUGAGUGUCGCACCUGCACACUUAAUGUUGUGGCCCUCCUCUCAAUGA